This is a messenger RNA of Salvelinus fontinalis (brook trout), 1712 nucleotides long. It is a transcript of the gene gpr20, whose product is annotated as G protein-coupled receptor 20. The record is from RefSeq and is a predicted model, not a curated record. NCBI's taxonomy places the organism in Eukaryota, Metazoa, Chordata, Actinopteri, Salmoniformes, Salmonidae. Gene Ontology annotation, biological process: positive regulation of Rho protein signal transduction; phospholipase C-activating G protein-coupled receptor signaling pathway. Gene Ontology annotation, cellular component: membrane. The coding region runs from base 18 to 1118 and encodes 366 amino acids. Gene Ontology annotation, molecular function: G protein-coupled receptor activity. The transcript has a single exon.
GGGCCAACCACAGAACCAUGGAGCCUGCCUACACUGGGAUGUCACUGGAUAACUCUACCUCAACAGUAAUGCCCAUGGCGACCUCCGCCGGCAACACCAAUGUGAGCAGAGAGCCGUACAUGCACCGCCUGGCCCAUCUAGACGAGGGUCUCUACAAUGACUUCUACAGCCUGUGGAUCUGUCUGGUGGUGGUCAACACACUCAUCUUCAUGGUGGGAAUGGUUCUCAACACCCUGGCCCUGUACGUGUUCUGCUUCCGCACCAAGCCCAAGACCACCUCAGUCAUCUACACCAUCAAUCUGGCUGUCACAGACCUACUGGUUAACCUCUCCCUGCCCACACGUAUCAUUCUCUACUACAGUGGAGGAAAGUGCCUCAACUGCUCCUACGUGCAUAUAUUCAGCUACUUUGUCAACAUGUACUGCAGCAUCCUCUUCCUCACCAGUAUAUGCGUGGACAGAUACCUGGCCAUUGUACAGGUUGAGGCCUCUAGGAAGUGGAGGAACCCUAACGUGGCCAAGGGGGUGUGCAUUUUCAUCUGGCUCUUCGCUAUCGUGGUCACCUACUCCUUCCUCACCACGGCGUUCCGACACGCGGGCUGCUGCGUCUCCAAGCUCUUCGUCCUGACCGUCUUCGAGUUCUUCCUCCCCUUGGUCGUCAUCGUGGUGUUCACCGUGCGCAUCAUGUGUGCCCUGUCCAACUCCAGUCUGAUGCAGCAGAGCAGAGAGAGGCGCGUGCGGGCCGUGCAGCUCCUCACCACUGUCCUGGUCAUCUUCACCAUCUGCUUCACCCCGUUCCACGUCAGGCAGGUGCUGGUGUACUUCUACCCCGACAUGCCCCACCACGUCAUUGUCUACCACGUCACUGUCACCCUCAGCAGCCUGAACAGCUGCAUGGACCCCAUCGUCUACUGCUUCGUCACCAACAACUUCCAGUCCAGCAUGAGUGGCUUCUUCCGCAAGGCGGAGGCAGAGCUGGAGCAGACCAGUGGGAACAUCAUCAGCAUGCAGAAUAGCUCCAAGGGCUCGGGGACUGUCACGGCUAUCACUCACAGUGUGAUGAUGAACGUCCUGUCCUCCUCCUCUCCCCAGCAUGGGAACCACAUAGCGUUAGAAUGAGAAAGGGAUGGGAAGAUUGAGGAAUGGGAUGUUCAGUGUUCAGUGAGAGAUGGAAUUCUAUUGCUGUGAGACUCUGGAGUGCAAUUGACAUACUACAGUAGGCUAUUCUCCCAUUUGAGAAAAUGCUUUCCUGCUUAUAUUAUUGUAGCCUAUUGUUGGCUUGGAGAAUUAAGUACUUGAAGACAUUUUCGGACAAGAAACGUUAUUUCUCCUGUGUUGGCCUACACCAGUCACGAUGGAGGGCAUUGACACCGAAUACGACCUAUAAUGUGUUCAUUGCAGCUGUUAUACCAGCUGCUCCUGCAUGAUUUAUUUCUACUGUACAAUUAUCAUCUGAGGAGUAUUUGUUUACUCUGAUCCUAGAUCGUAUGAACCUCUGACAAAAUAGACAAGUAAUAUUCUACUGCAUUGCUAUGGAAACAAAUAGAAAUAUAUGAUAGACAGCUUCUGUAGAUUAAUGUGUGACAUUGUUGUCACAAUACAUAUUUAUCGUCAGCCUUCUCAAAAACUGGUUUUAUGUAAAGCUUAUAUUACUGGCAAAUAUUACCAAACCAAUUGUCCAGAAACAUAUAGAAUAAAACAUACAAAACCUUA